UCAGUGAUGAUAUAACGCAAAACUUGACUGAAAAUAUUCGAUCGACAGACGCAGCAACCACAGAGAAGAUUUCUAAAACAAUUGGUACCGAACAAAUGCAGUCAGCAACUUCCACAUGGACACAAAAUAAGGUUUCGUCUGAAGCGUCGAAUGAAUUGCCAUUCAGCAACACAACUAUUUCAACUGAAAGGAACGUAGACGUCACCACGUCUGCUAGCACUGAAAAUCUUCAAUCAAUAUUCGCCGUUAUAACAGAUAAUGCAUCUAAAACAAACGCUACCGAACAUAAGCAGUCGGCAACUUCCACGUCAACACAAAGUAAUCUUAGCUCCGACGUGUCGACUAAAUUGCCAUUUAGCACUACGACAAUGGCAACAGGAAGGAACGUAGACGUCACCAGUUCCGCUAGCUCUGUCAGUGAUGUCACAACGCAACACCCUUCUGAAAAUAUCAAAACGACAUUCACAACAACCGAAAAAGCGCAGUCGGAAACUUCCACAUCAACACAAAAUAACCUUGGACCAAAAGCGUCAAUGUUGAAUGUUACCAAAAGUAAGACAAACGAAGAUUCAGCAAUUUUAAACAGAUUCGGUUCCAUGGAAUUUUCUGAAACAUUGCAUGGACAAAAAAGUGAUAGAAUUUUAAGCAAAGUCGAGACAACGACAUUUAGCCCACAGUUGUCUUCAUCAAAUGACGCAGCUGAUGAGACUUACAAUGAAGACGAUAUCGAGGAUGUUCUGUUCAGGCUUGGAUUUUUACCUGCAACUACUAAAAGAACUUUGAAUACAAGUGUAAACAAUAAUGCACAAACAAUUUUACAAUCGACUUUAUCAACGCUCUCUUCGACGGACAGCAGGAUCGAUACAACAACACUCGAGAAUAGAUCAACUGAAUCGCAUGUAUUAGAUUCGAGAAAAGCAACUACGAAAAAUGUUAUCGUCAUUGAUGCAAACAAAAACGAACUUACAAAUAAAAAUACAAAUAAUCUGCCACGCGUAACAUCAACAGCUUCAAUAACAUCAGAGACUUCAACACCUUAUCGCGCUUAUGAAUAUCAAACAGAACUACGCAAAAAUAUUCCUACAAAGACUUAUCCUUUAUAUUCAAGCACAACUGUCACCACACCAUCUCACUUAACAAUGACCUUAAAACACGAAGACAAAAUAAGUACAAGUAGUAUAAACCCCACAUCUACGCAACUACUUACUACAACGUAUUCUAUGAACCAUAAUGAAUUGUUAAAAACAACGCAAUCUCCAGUGACUACAAUGAUUAUACAAAAACACGAUGCUUUGGAAAAAUCAUCAAAUAAAAUGAUUACGAAGACUACAAAAUUGCCUUUAGAAAAAACAAAAAAACAUGAAAUAUUCCCAGCAACAUCCACGGUAGUACAUUCUACUACAACAACUACAAGAGUUCCAGAUAAUUUUGCUUCGAAACAUCUAGAAUCAAAAGCAAAGGGUGCAGAGUCAUUCAUUGUAACUACUCAGAGAAUGAAGGACCACACUAAUCAUCAAAAUGUAACAAAAGUUUUAGGAACAUCCACUCUAUCAUCUUCUACCACAACAACAACCUCAAAAUACAAAGACAAUAUGUUCUCAAAAAUGGUUAAUGAAAUAGUCGCAAAGACUUUACAUUCUCCUCUUACACCUACAUUUACAAGUAAAAUUAUAGACGAAGCUACCCUAAAAAGCGCUAAGACGAUCAAUACUACAUCUACAGAACAACCUUUACAGUCAACAACUAUGAAACAUAAAGAUUAUUCAGCAUUGACAAAAAAUACACAGGAAAAUAAAUUAGUUACAAAAUUACCUUCUACUGAAAAUUACAAAAAAGUUAAUGCAAUCUUAAGAAGUACAAAAAUGAUUCUAUCGACAUCAACUCAAAUACCUACUACUAUAAAUAGAAUAAAUAAUAAAAACGUAGAUUCAAUUCCUAAAACUUCUCACAUUAUUAUUGCUACGACUACACCAGCUGUUGCAACAACCCUGAAACAAAAACACGAAGCUUCUACAAAAUUUGCAAAGAACAUUGUUUUGACAACUGUAAAACCACCGUCUUCCAUAACUGACAAGAAACUAAAAGAUAUUGCUAACGUUAAAAGUACUACGUCACCUUUGAUAACACCUCAAAAUAAACCUGAAAAACAUGAGAAGUCUCAAAAAAUUAUUGAUUUAAGAUUUAGUAACGCAGAUUAUCCUGAAUCAAGUAACGAUGAGAAUAAUAAUGAAGUUGGUGAUAAAGACGAUAACGAUGGUGAUGGUAAUAACAAUGAUAACGAUGAGAAUAACAAUAAUGACAAGAACGAAGGCAAUAGCAAUGAGAACAAUGAAAAUAACGAUAAUGACGAGAACGAUAAUAAUGAUCAAAAUAACAAUAGAGGUAAUGACGCAGGUAAUAGCGGUGGUCAUAAUAAUAAUGAGAAUGAAGGCAAUAGCAAUGAGAACAAUGAAAAUAACGAUAAUGACGAGAACGAUAAUAAUGAUCAAAAUAACAAUAGAGGUAAUGACGCAGGUAAUAGCGGUGGUCAUAAUAAUAAUAAAGGUCAUGGUCAUGGAAGUGGUAAAAAUCAAGGGCAUCGUGGUCGAAGUCCAAAUCAUAAAAAUGGUGGUACACAUGGCGUAAAUCACGGUAGUCAUCGUGGUGGAAAUUCUAGGGGACAUCGAGGUGGUAGUUCGGGUGGCCUGCACGGUGGAAAUUCAGCUGGUCAUCAUGGCAAAAACCAUGCUCAAAACCAUGGGAACAGUGGUGGUCAUCAUAGUGGAAAUGGUAAUGGCCGUCUUAGUGAAAGUAGAGGGGGGCAUCCUGGUGGAAACGGUGGUAGUCAUCACGGUGGGAAUGGUCGUGCUCAUCAUGGUCGAAAUAAUGGUCAUGGCAAUCAACGUGGCCGUGAUCAUCACUACGGUUGGUCUCAGAGGACUCGUCCAAGAAGACAUCACGGCUGGUUCCAUUUUUAGAUUCAUGUUUUUAUUAAAUCUAUCAUUAUAAAUAAAAAUGCAUUUU
This is a messenger RNA of Aricia agestis (brown argus), 3003 nucleotides long. RefSeq names its product basic-leucine zipper transcription factor A-like. Bases 96 to 2957 code for a protein of 953 amino acids. Lineage: Eukaryota; Metazoa; Arthropoda; Insecta; Lepidoptera; Lycaenidae. The record is from RefSeq and is a predicted model, not a curated record. The transcript is spliced from 3 exons.